Loxodonta africana (African savanna elephant) is the source of this 4684-nucleotide messenger RNA. It is a transcript of the gene C10H14orf93, whose product is annotated as chromosome 10 C14orf93 homolog. The record is from RefSeq and is a predicted model, not a curated record. The coding region runs from base 657 to 2258 and encodes 533 amino acids. NCBI's taxonomy places the organism in Eukaryota, Metazoa, Chordata, Mammalia, Proboscidea, Elephantidae. The transcript has 9 exons.
CAAAGAGCCAUACGACCUUCGGCUUUCACGUGCAUAUGAGGCAAUUGAAAAUACCAUGGCUUCUGGUCAGGAGCACCAUAGUCCUCAAGUUUGGUGCUGUUUUGGAAAGAUGACUCAGAAAGUUUGCAUGAUGUUGCUUAUUGGUCCAGUUGUGAGGAUUUUUGUUUUCUGUAUGCUGAGGUGCAAUCCAUACUGAAGGCUGUGGUCUUUGAUCUUCAUCAGUAAGGGCUUCAAGUCCUCUUCACUUUCAGCAAGCAAGGAUGUGUCAUCUGCGUAUUGCAGGUUGUUAAUGAGUCUUCCUGCAACCCUGAUGUCUCAUUCUUCUUCAUAAUAGAAGGCCUUUAUAGGCAUCUCCCUUUGGUAAAGGGUGAGUGUGCCACCCUGCGUGCUGCGCGGGAGCACAGAAUCUACAAACAGAAGGAAGCAUCUGUCCUCUGCAGGCUGAGGCCGGGAGCCAUGGACUCUGCAUUCCUUCCCUGUGUGACUGUACAGAACCCACCGCUCAGUGCCCAGGCUCCUCUGACCAACCUCUAUGAGAAAAAGUAAAUCCAAAGAAACCAGUGUUUCCUACCAAACGUGUGAAGUCGGCUUUGAUUCAGGACCGUUUUUGGGAAAGUCCAGCUGUGUGAGCAGCCUUGCCAUUGCUUCAGCCAGCCAUGUCCUUCAGUGCCACCAUUCUCUUCUCCCCACCCAGUAGCAGCGAGGCCACCUGCUGCUGCUGUGCCUGUAAGAACGAGACCAGCGGGGGCGGCACAGGCUCGCAGGGCGGGCAUCCUCCUCCCAGCACCCCUAUCACUGUGACAGGACACGGCCUGGCAGUUCAGAGUUCAGAGCAGCUCCUCCAUAUCAUUUACCAGCGAGUAGAGAAGGCAGUGGGACUGGCCGAGGCUGCUCUGGGUCUUGCCAGGGCCAACAAUGAAUUGUUAAAACGUCUGCAGGAGGAAGUGGGUGAGCUAAGACAAGCAAAAGUGUCUACCCCUGAUGAGGACGGGGAAGGUGGUACGCAGAGUUCCCCACCUGAAGAGCCCGGGCCUAUGAAGGAGAGCCCCGGGGAGACCUGCAAGGCUGUGUCUGCCGUGGAAGAGGAGUGUGACAGCGUGAGUAGCGGCGUGCAGGUGGUGAUCGAGGAGCUGUGGCAGCUGGGAGCAGCCUCGGCGGUGGGCUCUGGGCCUUUGGGCUUCCCAGCCACUCAGAGAUGUGCCCUGGCUGCCAGCGAUGGGGCCUCGCUGCUCAACCCUCUGGUGGAUGAUUAUGUGGCCUCUGAGGGUGCAGCACAGCGGGUGCUGGCCCCUGCUUAUGCCAAGCAGCUCUCACCAGCCACACAACUGGCUAUCCAGCGGGCAACCUCUGAGCCUGGGCCAGAGAAUGGAACCAAGCUGCCACCGCCCCGCCCUGAAGAUGUGCUCAGUGCUGCUGCUGCGCUGGACAGUGCCUUGGAAGAGUCAGGCCCUGGGGGCUCUGGGGAGCUGAGACACUCUCUAGGGUUUACAGCUUCCCAAUGCAGGACCAGAGGGAGUGGACAGAAGAAUUCCAGGCGCAAGCGGGAUCUGGUCCUCUCUAAAAUGGUUCACAAUGUGCAUAACCAUAUCACCAAUGACAAGAGAUUCAAUGGGUCUGAAAGCAUCAAGUCCUCCUGGAAUAUUUCAGUAGUGAAGUUCCUUCUGGAAAAGCUCAAGCAGGAACUGGUGACCAGUCCUCACAAUUACACUGAUAAGGAGCUGAAAGGAGCCUGUGUGGCCUAUUUCCUCACUAAGAGGCGUGAGUACCGCAACUCCCUGAACCCCUUUAAAGGCCUGAAGGAGAAAGAGGACAAGAAACUUCGAAGUCGCCGAUACCGGCUUUUCGCCAACCGAUCCAGUAUCAUGAGGCAUUUUGGACCUGAGGACCAACACCUGUGGAAGGAUGUGACAGAAGAGCUGAUGUCAGAUGAAGAGGACAGUCUUAAUGAGCCAGGUGUCUGGGUGGCCCGCCCUCCUCGUUUCCGGGCCCAGCGCCUCACAGAGCUCUGCUAUCACCUGGAUGCUAACUCUAAGCAUGGCACCAAAGCCAACCGCGUGUAUGGGCCUCCCUCAGACAGACUGCCUUCUGCUGAGGUGCAGCUCCUCCCACCAGAACUUUACAAUCCCAACUUCCAAGAAGAGGAAGAUGAGGGAGGUGAUGAGAAUGGACCUGUCUCCCCAUCUUUUGACCAACCCCACAAAACCUUCUGCCCAGACUUGAAUUCAUUCAUUGAAAUCAAGGUGGAAAAGGAUGAAUGAAAUCUAUAGCCGAGAACGAACUCUGACUUCUGCCACACCCCAUGUCCCAGAAAUGGGUGGCCAUGGGUCUUCCUAGAAUAAGGAGAUACCCUCUGCAGUCUGAGAAAGUAAAUUUACCUCUCUUCUUAACACAGUCCCCACUGGAAGUGGAAGCUUGCAGCUCUAGCAGGAUAAAAGAACUUAAUAUAGAAAGGGGGAAAGCCCCCUACUGUGAAUGGCAAGACAGAAGAUGCUUAUUCCUAAGCCUGAAAUGAGGAAAGGAGGAGGAUGGGUCUAAGAAACAUGAGGCCUUCUUGAUACAUGCCCCGGUUUCUGAGUUUCUUUUUCGGGUUCACCCUCAGCUCUAGGGGAAGCAGCCCUGGUUGUACCUUAUUUCCCCAUGACUGCUGGUCUUGCUCUGCAGUGGAAGAACAGGACCAGCCCAGGGUAAUACUGCCAUCUGGUGGGCAGUUUCAGUCAUGGGCCAAAUUGUUUUAAGCAGGAGAAAGAACAUGGGUUCCAUUCUUAUUUGGGAAUUGGGAUUUAGAUAUAAUAAGGCACUGUUUAUUGAAUUAUACAAGGCAAAUCUUUUUUUUUUUUUUAGUUUUUAUUGUGCUUUAAGUGAAAAUUUACAAAUCAAGUCAGUCUCUCAUACAAAAAUUUAUAUACACCUUGCUAUAUACUCCUAAUUGCUCUCCCCCUAAUGAGACAGCCCCACUCUCUCCCUCCACUCUUUUCGUGUCCAUUCCAUCAGCUUCUGACCCCCUCUGCCCUCUCAUCUCCCCUGCGGAUAGGAGAUGCCAACAUAGUCUCAAGUGUCUACUUGAUCCAAGAAGCUCAUUCUUCACCAGCAUGUUUUUCUAUCCCAUUGUCCGUUCCAAUCCUUGUCUGAAGAGUACAAGGCAAAUCUUAUUAUUCCCAUCUUAUAGAUUAGGAAAUUAAGAGUUUUCAUGUCUCACAGCAGCUGCUUCCCCACUGUAUGAUUAAGCAGUAUAUACAGCUUUAUAGCUAUUUCUUACUCCUAUCAAGCCAAACUAUAUUUUGGAGAAAGUGUGUGUGUGUGUGUGUGUGAGAGAGAGAGAGAGAGAGAGAGAAGCACAGACUUUAUGCAUCUUGAAUGGACUGAGAAGUAAAAACGGCUUUCUAUUCAUUUCAUUCAAUCAUCCAACAUAGAUUGGUUACUAGGUAUGAAGCACUGUGCUAGGCGCUCCUGAUACACUGUUGAUGAGAUGGUGAUCACAGAUUUUAUUGUCUAGUCGGGAAGCUAGGCAUUACGUAGGCAAUGAAAUGAGCUGUGAUGAGGGUAAUGAUAGCGGAGUACAGGGUGCAAGGAAAGCACACAGAGGGCUAUCUGACCUACUCUUGUGGCCAGAAAAAGCUUUUCAGAGGGAGUCAUGUUUAAACUGAUUCCUGAAAGAUGGGGAUGAGUUAGCUAGGGGAAGGGAAGGGGAGGCCAAGAGAGUAUGCCAGACAUAAGGAUCAGUAGGCACACAGCCCAGAGACAAGAGCAAGCAGAGAAAAAGUCCAAUACUGCCAGAUAGUCUGGGGAGGGGUGAUUUAGAGAGACCUUGUAAACCAUCUUAAGGAGUAUAGACUUCAGCUGAAGGGCAGUGAGAAAUCAUUGAAAGAUUUUAAGUCAGGAAAUGAGAUGAUCAGUUUUGUGGUUUAGAACAAUCACUUGACCUCAGGGUGUAAGAAUGGAUUGGAGGGAGCAAGCGUCAGCAGGGAGACUUUUGUAGUAGUUCAGGAGAGAAAAGAUGGUGCCCUGACAUAUGUAGUGGUGAUGGGGAGAGUACAGGUUUGAAAGAUGUUUAGGAAGCAAAAUUGAUGUGACUUGUUGACUGCUUGGAUUUGAGCACUAAGGGAGAGGGAGGAAACAGGCUGGUGCUCAUGUUUCUGGCUUAAGGAGCUAAGUGGUUAAUGGUGCCAUCUACUCUGGGAAUGUAGGAGGAGGAGUCAGUUUCAUGGAGACAGGGAAGAUGAGCUCAUUUUAGGGCAUGGGGUGCCUUUGAGACAACCCAAGUGGAGAUGCUGGUAGUCAGUUGAGUUUAUAAAACUGAAAGUCUGGGCUAAAGAGAGGGAUUUGGGAGUUAUCCAUACAGAGAUGGUAACUGGAGAUGGAGAAGAGGGCCUGUGGGGCCCUCAGGUCGGUUCAGACUGCAAACAGCUGCCCCAAGGUCGUGAGCAUUUUGGAGUCCUACAUAUUAGUGCACCCCUCUUCCCCUUCACUUGUCCUGGCUUCCUGUUAUUCCCCCAAAACAAGUUGCUGAUCUCAAAUGUGCCCACUGCUGACCCCACCAACUCCUGGAUGGGCCUCCUUUGAUGCAUUCUCAACUUUUCUUAGAACUUAUACUCCCAUCCUUACCCCUAAAGGAUCAAAGCUUCCAAAUAUCAGAGGCUGUGUAGAUCUUUUGGAUGUUAAGUAAUUGGGAGAAACAAUCCAGGUC